This is a messenger RNA of Cucurbita maxima (winter squash), 742 nucleotides long. Its product is annotated as dihydroneopterin aldolase 1-like. Gene Ontology annotation, cellular component: cytoplasm. The transcript is spliced from 3 exons. Lineage: Eukaryota; Viridiplantae; Streptophyta; Magnoliopsida; Cucurbitales; Cucurbitaceae. The record is from RefSeq and is a predicted model, not a curated record. Gene Ontology annotation, molecular function: dihydroneopterin aldolase activity. The coding region runs from base 212 to 661 and encodes 149 amino acids. Gene Ontology annotation, biological process: folic acid-containing compound metabolic process.
AUAAAAGAAAGAGGAAAACCCUAUCUCCUUCGCUGUGCUCCACGGCGUUUCUUCUUCUUCUUCACGCCGUCGUUAGUGCCGCCGCCGUCUCUCCCGUUCACUGCUGCCGUCGUCGUCGUCUUUCUUCCGUACGUGCUGCCACAGCCUCCCUCCUAGUGGUCUGUAUUGACUUUCUACUCUCCCGUUGAUACUGUUUCGUUGCAGUGAUCAUAUGGCCGAUAAUAAAGGUGUCAUUAUUAACACCUCAGGAGAAGCAAGUUUAAACAAUUUUAAAAUCACAAAGGGGGAUAGACUCAUAUUAAGGGGUCUGAAGUUUCACGGUUAUCAUGGAGUGCACCUUAGAGAAAAGGAAAUGGGACAAGCGUUUUUGGUGGAUGUGGAUGCUUGGUUGGAUCUCCGGGCAGCUGGAAAAUCUGAUGACUUGAAUGAUACUGUAAGCUACACUGCAAUUUAUCGCAUAGCAAGGGAAGUUUUGACUGGACCAUCACAUGAUCUUCUGGAAUCAGUUGCAGAGGAAAUUUCUUCAAAAAUAAUGAUCGAGUACCAUCAAAUAACCGCCGUUCGAGUGAAAAUUGCGAAGCCUGAUGUCGUUGUUGGUGGACCAAUUGACUACUUGGGUAUUGAGAUUUUUAGAAGUAGAGAUAAAGAUGUGCCAAUCUAAUGUGCUUGUUUGUUCAAACAAAUUCUGCAUGAAAAGUAAAACAAAGUUCUAUUAUGAUCAUUUGUAUUUUAGUUCUAUUUU